GCCACCUGUGUCUUGUUGCAGGUUCAGUAGAUGAAGAUAGAUUUCAUUAUUUCCUACUCUUGUGGCCGUAAAUAACAUAACAACAAGCUAAGAGUGAUGUAAGAAAAAUCAAAGAGUAAGCGACAUAUAUGAUGACAUCCAGUUCUUUAAGUUUAGCCAUCAGUUACGUUCUUACGGCCAUCUUGGCCAGCCUUUUAACAACCUUGUUUAUUGAUUCAACUUUCCGUGAGGGUAUUCUUGGUGGACGAACUCGUUUAAGAAGAGAGAGUUUACCUGUGAAGGUCGAAAAGGUGAUUUUGAAUAAAGCUGUGAAACUUGGAGCUUGCUGUCUGAACGGCUCCCCGCCGGCGUAUCACUUCAGAAAAGGUUUUGGAAGUGGUGUUAAACGAUGGGUAGUUUUUUUCUGCGGUGGUGCAUGGUGUUAUGACGAGGAGGCGUGUUAUCAACGCAGUCAUGGGCCCUACGGCUCAAGUUAUAAUAUUGAAUUCUCUGAUGGUGGUAUGUACUCAACUGAUCCACAAAUCAACCCCGAUUUCUAUAACUGGAAUGCAGUGUUUGUUGCAUACUGCGAUGGAUCAUCUUUCACUGGGAAACGAGAAAACCCAUUAUAUUUCAUGGAUAAACCUGUUUAUUUUCGUGGCAAAGUGGUACUUGAUGCGAUCAUACAAGACUUACUUGACAGGGGGAUCGAUACUGCGAGCGAUGUACUGCUGACCGGCAGCUCCGCGGGCAGUCUUGCGGUUCUUAUUCAUGCUGAUUAUAUCAAGAAGAGGUUGAAUCCACACACUAAAGUCCGCGCUAUUGCAGACAGCGGUUAUUUCACCGAUAUACAAACACUGGCCGGUGUUAACAGGGUUCGGAAACAAUUCAAACGAAUGCUAAUCACACAUAAUUCAACAUCUGGCCUUCACAAAAAAUGCGUGCAGCAAAUGGCUGAAUCAGAGCAUUGGAAAUGUUUGUUUCCAGAGUAUUUCUUUCAUCUUAUUGAAACGCCGUUCUUUAUUCUCCAGUCUGCCUACGAUGUAUGGCAAAUUCCGAACAACCUUAAUAUUCUCUGCAACAUACCAAGUUAUCAAGAUAUGCUUUUGUACAAAUCUUUGGGAAGACUUCUAGACUCCCCACCAGACACUCCGCGCAGGAGUAGUCACUCAUCUCGGAAGAAAAGCCACACUACGACAGUGAAUAGUCGCGCACAUAAAUCAAACACCAUUCCAGGCAAAAAGACGUACUCUCUUACCAAGGUACCAGCAUUAACUUAUGAUUUCCUCCCACGCGUCAAUAAUCGCGCAAAAACUCUUGCAUUUGGAAGAAACGAUUUGACAACUUCUCCAAACGCACCUGUCUGGCGCAGUCCAAAAUGGAAGAAAAAUUCAUUCACGCCGCAAGUUUCGUAUUGGAAGAAUCCAAGGCCUUUGUAUAAUUCACAUCAAAGAGAUCCUGGAAACAGUUUUCUUAAUGCGCGGCCUUUCUAUACUCCAGUUACCUCUCAAGACCUCCGUCAACAGAGUCUUACUGACAUGCAGAAAGUUCCGUUCCAUAACCCACAACCGGCUCUAUCGACUUUAGAUUUAUCUAGAGUUGAUCGCACACGUUCGUACGGCCCCGUAAAUGACGGGCGAUUUAGGUUGAAAAGAGGCGCAAAAGGUGCGCAACGCGCUUCAACAAGUUUGCGCAAAUCUGCGAAAUAUUUACAAAAGAAGGAGCUAAAGAAGUCGCGUCACAAUCCUCCUGAAACUCGCGUCAAAGCAAAUUAUUAUCAAUGGCAUUGGCAAGGUCUUUACAGUAAGCCCACAGCUUGCACUAGAGAUGAAAUAAAAGCCAUCCUAGGCUUGCGAAAGUUGACAUUGAAAGCACUGAAGCCUGUCUUGAAAAAAGCCAGCAGCGGCGUCUUUCUGUCCUCGUGUUUUGAACAUACCCAAGCAUCUUUCACAAAUAUUUGGAAGACAAAUAAAAUCAAGGGAAAAUCUGUCCGAGACGCUAUUUCUGAGUGGUAUUUUGAGAAGCCUGGUAAACAUGUACAUAUCGGCGAGGAAUUCGAAUUCAAGUCUUGUACGAUGUGAGCAUGCGUAUAUGUAAGCUUUUAAUGUUCAAAGUUGACUGUUUGUUCAUUUUGUAAGGUUGAAAACCAAAAACAAUGGAAUCUGUAAUUUACAAAUUUUGAAGGAACUGUUUUGUAGAAUAUUCAAAAUUCGUUACAUUUUUAAUCUUCAAAUUAAAUGUAUC
Molecule: messenger RNA, 2223 nt
Organism: Dendronephthya gigantea
Lineage: Eukaryota; Metazoa; Cnidaria; Anthozoa; Malacalcyonacea; Nephtheidae
Exons: 2
Coding region: 129-2060 (643 amino acids)
Molecular function (GO): hydrolase activity
Source: RefSeq, a predicted model, not a curated record